Molecule: messenger RNA, 1545 nt
Organism: Penicillium bovifimosum
Lineage: Eukaryota; Fungi; Ascomycota; Eurotiomycetes; Eurotiales; Aspergillaceae
Product: Ribosome biogenesis protein Rsa4
Exons: 3
Coding region: 1-1545 (514 amino acids)
Biological process (GO): ribosomal large subunit assembly
Cellular component (GO): nucleolus
Molecular function (GO): protein binding
Source: RefSeq, a predicted model, not a curated record
AUGGCGACUCUCUAUCCUCCCCCCAGCAAGCGCCAAAAGCUCGUCCAGGCCGAUAAGGCUCGUGAGCAGCAGGAGAUUGAAAGUAUUCCGACCGAUUUGGGCAGCAUCCGAGUUCAAUUCUUCGACCAAGCAACCGGCCAGCCCACCGGCCCUGCCGUGUCAGUUCCAGUCGCCGAUGCGAACGUGAAGAACCUUGAGACUUUGCUUAACACGUUACAAGGAAAUGAGGACGAUGGACGAGUACCGUACCGCUUCGCCUAUCAUUCCGAAAAAGAAGAACAAACGAUCGACAUUCUCCGCGAUGUGUACCACUCGCUACUCCAACCCGGAAUUAAGACCACAGAAGAUACAGUCUCUCUCUUUUACACACCGCAGGCGGUUUUCCGCGUGAAAGCCGUUUCGCGAUGCGCGGCUUCCAUCGCGGGCCACGGCGAAGCAAUCCUAGCAACAUCCUUCUCUCCAAUCUCAUCCUCCACCAUGGUCUCCGGAAGCGGAGACGGAACAGCUCGCAUCUGGGACUGCGACACUGGAACCCCAGCACAUACGCUCAAGGGCCACACCAGCUGGGUGCUGGCCGUCGCAUACUCGCCGAACGGCGCCAUGAUCGCGACCGGCAGCAUGGACAACACCGUGCGGUUCUGGGAUGCCAAGAAGGGCGCGGCACUAGGCGGGGGCCUUAAGGGCCACUCGAAGUGGAUCACGAACCUGGCGUGGGAGCCUUACCACGUGCAGGAGUCUGGGCGGCCGCGUCUGGCCUCUGCGUCAAAGGACUCAACAGUGCGCGUGUGGGACGUUGUCUCGAGGGUAACUGACCAUGUGCUCACCGGCCACAAGUCGUCGGUCACGUGUGUGAAAUGGGGUGGUACUGGCAAGAUCUAUACUGCGUCUCACGACAAAACGAUCAAGAUUUGGAACCCGAAGGAUGGUACCCUGCUGCAGACCCUGGCGGCCCAUGCCCACCGGGUUAAUCACCUUGCGCUGUCGACGGACUUUGCGCUUCGCACUGCGUACCAUGACCACACUGGUAAGGUCCCUGUGACGGAGGCUGAGAAGGUUGCGGCGGCCCGGAAGAAGUUCGAGGAGGCGGCGACGGUGAACAACACCAUUGUCGAGCGCUUAGUCUCGGCUAGUGAUGAUUUCACGAUGUACCUGUGGGAGCCGUCUACUUCUAGCAAGCCCGUUCAACGUAUGCUGGGUCACCAGAAGGAGGUGAACCAUGUCACCUUCUCACCGGACAUGGCCUAUAUCGCCUCGGCUGGAUUCGACAACCACGUUAAGCUGUGGAACGGUCGUGACGGAAAGUUCAUUACCACCUUCCGUGGCCACGUGGGUGCAGUCUACCAAUGCUGUUUCUCCGCAGACUCUCGUAUGCUGGUGUCGUCGUCCAAGGAUACCACUCUGAAGAUCUGGGAUUUGCGCACCGGUAAGCUCAAGAUGGAUCUCCCGGGACACAAAGACGAGGUGUUUGCCGUGGAUUGGAGUCCCGAUGGACAAAAGAUCGGCAGUGGCGGCAAAGACAAGGCUAUUAAGAUCUGGCGCAACUAG